This is a messenger RNA of Didymodactylos carnosus, 918 nucleotides long. The record is from the annotation of a GenBank genome assembly. Lineage: Eukaryota; Metazoa; Rotifera; Eurotatoria; Philodinida; Philodinidae.
AUGUAUUUAUUAGCUGCGUCGGUUAGCGAUUUUAUUCAUAUGAACUGUGGUCCAUUAUCAAACUUAAUCGAAGUCGGAUUUAACUAUUCGAUAGAAACAUUACUCUUUUGUAAAUUAAAAACAUACGUUAAUUAUGUAAUCAUAGCAAUUGCAGCCACAUUCGUUACGUUGGCAAGUAUGGAUCGGUAUAUAUUAAGUACAAAAGAUGUUGAUGUGUGGAUAUACAGUACAAGAAAAAUGGCAAAACGUAUUAUUACCAUUACAAUUAUAUUUUGGUCUAUUCUAUCAAUACCAGUACUUAAUUGUUCUACUAAAUAUAAUUCAACAAUUAUCCAAGGUUUGACUUGUUCAUGGAAAUAUCAUUUCGCAUGUAUUGUUACUGAAAUAUUUUACAAAUGUAUUAUCAACGGAUUAUUACCAUUGCUUCUAAUGGUAACAUUUGGACUGUUAACGUGCCGUAACGUCAGAAAUAUUCGUCAACGAUCAAUAACAAAAUCAAAUGGUUUACAACAACUAAAUGAGCAGUUAACCACUAUGUUCCUCUUACAAACGUUUAAAUCAGGUUUUUCAACAUUACCCUACGUCAUUUGGAAUUGUUAUUUAAUAGCAACGGCAAAUUUGCAGAAAAGUUUAAUUCGACAUGCCCGUGAACGAUUGGCAAAUCAAAUUGUUUGUUUACUGUUUUGGAGUGAAUUAAAUACAAAUGAAAAUGUGCUAAAAUUUCAAGAAAUUUUUGAACAAAAUCUAAUUCUAUCACAUUUAAAAUACACAAUUAACAAAAUUCAUGAAUAUAAAAAACAAUAUAUUGAAUUUACUCAUACGACAAUAUUAAGAUCAACAUAUACAAAUUAUAUUGAUGAACUGUUUGAAAAUGAAUAUCAAUAUCCAUUAUUAAAUUUUUUUAAUACAACAAGUUAA